Molecule: messenger RNA, 2188 nt
Organism: Ailuropoda melanoleuca (giant panda)
Lineage: Eukaryota; Metazoa; Chordata; Mammalia; Carnivora; Ursidae
Gene: EGFR
Product: epidermal growth factor receptor
Exons: 11
Coding region: 256-1590 (444 amino acids)
Biological process (GO): multicellular organism development; negative regulation of apoptotic process; positive regulation of kinase activity
Cellular component (GO): plasma membrane; signaling receptor complex; basal plasma membrane
Molecular function (GO): epidermal growth factor binding; epidermal growth factor receptor activity; ATP binding
Source: RefSeq, a predicted model, not a curated record
CGAGCGAGACGUCUGGGCAGCCCCCGGCGCAGCGCGGCGGCAGCAGCCUCCGCCCCCGGCACGGUGUGCACGCCCGAGCCAGUCCUGAGCUGGUCCCGACCGAGCGCCGGCGGCCGCGUUCUCCCAGACCGGACGACAGGCUACCUCCGCGUCCACCCGAGUCCCGUCUCGCCGCCGCGGCAGUUGCCGCGCACGGCCGCCCGACCCAGUCCCCACUAAUUGCGGAGACCCCUGAGCCAGCGCCUGGGAUCAACGAUGCGACCCUCCGGGACGGUGGGAGCCGCGCUCCUGGCACUGCUGGCUGCGCACUUCCAGGCGAGUCCGGCGCUGGAGGAAAAGAAAGUUUGCCAAGGCACAAGUAACCGGCUCACCCAGUUGGGCACUUUCGAAGACCACUUUCUGAGCCUUCAGAGGAUGUUCAACAACUGUGAGGUGGUCCUCGGGAAUUUGGAAAUUACCUACAUGCAAAAGAAUUAUGACCUUUCCUUCUUGAAGACCAUCCAGGAAGUCGCUGGCUAUGUACUCAUUGCCCUCAACACAGUGGAGAAGAUUCCUUUGGAAAACCUGCAGAUCAUCCGAGGAAACGUGCUCUAUGAAAACACCCAUGCCUUAUCCGUCUUAUCCAACUAUGGCACAAAUAAAACCGGAUUGCGGGAACUUCCCCUGAGAAACUUACACGGUGAGAGGCCCGGGCACGGGGAGGCUGUGGCUGCAGAGAGCAGCUCCGAUGGUACUCAGCAAACCCAGCGUUACUUAAGGACGGAGAAGUUGAAGUUAAGGACAGAGAAUGACCGUAUUGUGGAAUAUGCAUUCGUGCAGGGCCAGUCCUGUUACAUCGGGAACUUCAUGCCCACCACCUUCCUCAAUGCAGGUGUUUACAUGCCCACCAUCUUCCUCACAACAGAGCUGCUACCAGGUGAGGACAAUCGAAAGCUGUCAACUUUUAGUCAGGGGAACGCCCUGACAGGAGCCGGGCAGAGGCGGCCCUGGCAUCAGCAGGUGGACCCCACUGCCAAGGAAGGAUGGUUAACAGUUAGGCUAAGUCCAAGUGGGAAAUCACGAGGAGAGUGCAAGUCCAGUGAGGGUGGCAACAGCCAUGAGGACGCCAUCGUCUUCUCCAGCCACCAGGCCAUAGGCCACGUCUGCCAUCCAUUAUGUUCAUCCGAGGGCUGCUGGGGCCCAGAGCCGAAAGACUGCGUGUCCUGCCGCAACGUCAGCCGGGGCAAGGAAUGUGUGGAGAAGUGCAAUGUUCUGCAGGGGGUGGUGGUGGUGGCCCUUGGGGUGGGCCUGUUCUUGCGCCGGCGGCACAUCGUCCGGAAGCGCACGCUUCGUAGACUGCUGCAGGAAAGAGAGCUUGUUGAGCCUCUUACACCCAGUGGAGAAGCUCCCAACCAAGCUCUCUUGAGGAUCUUAAAGGAAACAGAAUUCAAAAAGAUCAAGGUGCUGGGCUCUGGAGCAUUUGGCACAGUGUACAAGGGACUCUGGAUCCCGGAAGGCGAGAAGGUUAAAAUUCCCGUGGCCAUCAAGGAAUUAAGAGAAGCCACAUCUCCAAAAGCCAACAAGGAAAUUCUUGAUAAUUUGCUUCCUUAAUUCAUUCUUCUCAUUCAAGACAUUCUAAUCUCACAAAAUGAUGUUGAAGUGUGAAUUUCGCAAUAUUUACAACGCAGAGUAAGGGUGCUUUUGAAGACAAGAGCUCUGCUUUGGGAGGAAAGUAGUUUUCACGGCAAAGGACCUCCCGGCCCCCUAAAACUGGGGGAAACCCGCUUUUGUGGGGUAGAGGAGGGGUGGAAGAUCAACACUGGAAAGUCUAAAAAGCGAGUCCCUGUUUCCCUCUUGUUCUGUGUCUCUCCUGCUCUCUUCUGCCUGCAUUUUUGGAGAAGUUUUGUUUGUUUUGUUUUGUUUUUGAGUUUCCCCCCCAUGUUCCUGGGGUAUAAUUGGCAUAUAGCAUGGUGUAAGCUUGAUGUGUCAAUCAAGAUGGCAUGGCUUACACGGUGAUUACCAUAGUGCGUUUCGCUGGCCUCCUUCACUGCCUGUGGAUACAUCCGUUGUGUAUGUAGAUACGAUAAAAAGAAAAAGCAAGAGAAGAAAAAAGUGUCUCCCUGCCAUAAGAACUCUUACGAUCUUCUCUUCUACUUUCUUGUAUACUGGACCACAGUGGGAACUGCUCCUUUUCUCCCUCCAUUAUUUU